GUUGUAGUAGCUAGUUUUUGCGUACAAAAUCAACAGGAUUUUUUUUUGCAGUAACUUUAAGUCUUUUUGAUUUAAUGGUUUUGAUACAAUUAUUUCAGAUGGCAAGAUGAUAAUUAGAGUACUAGGAGUGUAUUUAUUGUUGUUGGUUACAAGUUGUAAUGCAACCAUUCCUUAUUUGGUGUCGUUGAAAAGUACUGAAACUAUAGAAUCAUUUUUAAAUUAUGAUAUAUUAUAUCCCAAAUCUCAACAAGUCAAGGCGCUUAUAAGCAAUUCAUUUUCAUUCGGUAACUUUACAGGGUUUUCUGGAAACUUUUCAAAAGCAGUCUUGGAUAGAUUAAAACGAUGUCCAUUGGUGGCAGAAGUUACUCCUGAUAUUAUAUUAAAAGCUUUUGAUGUCACUACUCAGGAAGAUGCUCCUCGGCACUUGGCCAGAAUAUCAAGAAAGAAAAAGUUAAAGCUGGGAACUUACUUUGAAUAUCGAUAUAACUCCAAAUCACAAGGAAAAGGAGUUAAUGCAUAUGUUCUAGAUUCAGGUGUUCAAUUGAAACAUCCAGAAUUUGAAAAUAGAGGAAAAUUUGGUACUGAUUUUACUAAGGAAGGUUCAGGUGAUACAAAUGGACAUGGAACUCAUGUUGCUGGUAUAAUUGGAUCUAAGACUUAUGGAGUAGCCAAAGAAGUUGAUAUCUAUGAAGUUAAAGUUUUAGAUAAAAAUGGUUCUGGUUCAUUAAGUACCAUUAUAUCAGCCAUUGAAUUUGUGGUUAAUCAUAGAACCAGAAGUGGAAGACCUGGGGUUGCAAAUCUUUCUUUAGGCGCCUACAAGAAUUCGGUAUUAAAUAAAGCCAUUGAUGCUGCUUAUAAUACAGGUUUGGUUAUGGUUGUUGCUGCUGGUAAUUCAAACAUCAAUGCCUGCUUAUCUAGUCCAGCUGGUGCGGAAUCAGCUUUAACAGUUGGAGCCAUUGAUGAUUAUAGUGAUGCCUUAGCUUCCUUUUCAAACUGGGGAGAAUGUGUUGAUGUAUUUGCCAGUGGAGUUUAUGUCCAAAGUCUAAGUCCAUUCUUCGAUGAACCUCAACACUUAUCUGGAACAUCCAUGGCAGCUCCAUCAGUAGCAGGAUUGGUAGCAAAUUUAAUGAGUGAAGGAGUACCAUAUUCCAAGGUCAAAUCUACAUUAAUUGAAAUGUCACUAAAGGAUAAAAUACCUAAAAGUUCAUUACUUUUAAGAAGAAGAACUCCAAAUAGAAUCGCCUAUAACGGAAUAGAGGAAUAUGAUUCAGAUUCAGGCUCUGAUAGUGACGAUGAUGAUUAGUUUAUGGUUGUUUAAUUUAAUUUUAAAAUAGAAAAGUUUUUAUAGUUAAAUUUCUGUUGUAACUGUAAACUAGACGUCAAAAAAAAAAGGUUUGUUGUUUUUCAAAUUUGGUUGCCAUUUUUUUACAACACUAUCUUUUGACAAGCGGUAAUCAAUCAAUACAUCCCUUUGUGAUAUAUGAAUCAAGGAAGAUCAGUAUCUAGUAGUUCAGAAUGCCAAAACAGAAUGCAACAGCUAGACUACCCGAUACGUCCAAUGUGUAUGAUAAUGAUCCAAUUGAGUUUUUAAAAUUGGCAGCCACUGCCAUGAGUAAGAUUUACCGAUCCUAAACUUGACAAGUG
Molecule: messenger RNA, 1644 nt
Organism: Scheffersomyces coipomensis
Lineage: Eukaryota; Fungi; Ascomycota; Pichiomycetes; Serinales; Debaryomycetaceae
Product: S8 family peptidase
Exons: 1
Coding region: 107-1303 (398 amino acids)
Biological process (GO): proteolysis
Molecular function (GO): serine-type endopeptidase activity
Source: RefSeq, a predicted model, not a curated record